This is a messenger RNA of Cladophialophora psammophila CBS 110553, 2547 nucleotides long. RefSeq lists its product as uncharacterized. The coding region runs from base 1 to 2547 and encodes 848 amino acids. The record is from RefSeq and is a predicted model, not a curated record. Lineage: Eukaryota; Fungi; Ascomycota; Eurotiomycetes; Chaetothyriales; Herpotrichiellaceae. The transcript has 6 exons.
AUGGUUGUCGCCAUCACCAAUGGUGGCAGCCAAGUAGGGAAACAAUUGGCUCUCGAUCUUGCUUCUCGAGGAGCGUCUGUUGUCAUUCAAGAUGACAACAAAUAUGCCGCCGAUGCACUGGUGGACGAGAUCCGUCGUGGAUCCGGGUCUGCGACUGCAUGUUUGUGCCCUGCGAGGGACGGGCAGAGGGUUGUGGAGGAAGCGAUCAGCGCAUUCGGAGCUAUUCAUGUCCUACUCAACAACAUGAGAGUCGAUCCAUGUGCGAACAAGAAGUUUGCAGAGAUCUCGGACAAGGAAUGGGAUAUCUUCACGGAGGAACACAUCUACGGCACCUACAAGUCCUCAAGGGCAGCAUGGCCCUACUUCAAGAAGCAAAAUUUGGGACGAAUCAUCAACCUAGUACCAACCUCGGCGCUGUAUGGCCAUCCAGGCCAUGCUGUCUCUCCUGUGGUUGAGUUUGGCAUGAUUGGGUUCACCGAAACUCUGGCGAAGGAAGGCCGCAAAAACAACAUUCUUUGUAAUUUGAUCAUGGCACCGUCAACAUUUGCUCCGGAGGUUUUGAUGGGGACGGUGGCGCUCGCAGGCCUCCUGUCACAUCCGAGCUCGCAGACGAGCAAUGCACUUUUUGAGGCGAACAGAGAUUCUAUUUCUCGGUUGAAUUGGGAACGUUCAAAGCCACACGGUCUGAAAACUGACAGCAACCUGUCUGUUAGUGCUGUCCUUCAAGCCUGGCCAAAUGUAGGGGACUUCAACGAUUCGGACAGCCAUCCAGAUGGUCCAUGGGACGCGAUGGAGUUGCUUGAAAAGUCAAAGCAGUUGCCAGCCAAUACACAGGACCAGAAUACGGACUUCGAGGCCAAAGUAGCAGUCGUGACUGGAGCAGGAAACGGUCUAGGUCAACAGUACGCCUUGCUAUUAGCCAAGAUGGGUGCCAAGGUGGUGGUUAACGAUCUUGCUGAUCCCCAGAAGACCGUGAACAUGAUCAAGGCUGCAGGUGGGCAAGCCAUCGCUGACCGACACUCUGUGGAGGAGGGUGACAAGAUCAUCCAGACAGCACUGGACGCUUAUGGCGGCAUCCAUAUCCUCAUCAACAACGCGGGUAUCCUUCGAGACAAGUCCUUCCAAGCCAUGGCUGAUGACAUGUGGCGAAUUAUCCAGGCCGUCCACCUUCGCGGCACUUACAAGACUGCUCGUGCAGCAUGGCCACAUUUUGUCCGGCAAAAAUAUGGGCGGAUUGUCAACACCACCAGCGUGAGCGGCAUUUACGGCAACUUUGGCCAAAGCAACUACGCCACCGCGAAAUGUGGAACCAUCGGCUUGUCCUGCGUGUUGGCCAGAGAAGGACUUGAGCAUAACAUUCGCGUUAACACUAUCGGCCCGAGCGCUGGGACGCAACUAACACGAACGGUCAUGCCAGAGGAGAUGGUCCAGGCACUGAAGCCCGACUAUGUUGCGCCAUUCACUCUCGCGCUUCUCUCGGACCAGCUUCCUGGGGCAAGCACCAAUGGCCUCUACGAAAUCGGUUCUGGCUUCAUUGCCGUAGACAGGCUACGAAGGGCCGCCCUUGAGACCAUCCCUGGUCGGCCGACCAUCAGUGCCGAGUCACUGAAGACAUCGGUCGAAUGGAACAAGCUUAACUCAAUAGACAUAACAGCAAGUCAGACCCCGGGUAACGGUGCUUUGUUACCAGCGCCUUUGAAGGCUCAAGAAGAUGAGACGAUCAAGUACUCAUACAACACGAAAGAUGUCAUUCUCUACAAUCUCGGUGUUGGAGCUCAGGCAACAGAUAGCCGGUGGGUCUUCGAAGAAUCUAGAUCGUUUGAAGCUUUGCCGACCUUUGGUGUCAUUCCAUACUAUGACCCUUCAGUCGCGACCAUGUUGGCGGAUAUGCUUCCGAACUUUUCGAUGAAACGUGUCCUGCAUGGCGAACAAUACCUCGAGAUACGCAAAUUUCCGAUCCCCGUGAGCGGAAACUUGGUCACGUAUCCUGCCGUCAGCGAGAUAGUUGACAAGGGAAAGGCGGCAGUUGUCGUGACCACCUUCCGUACAGUAGACUCUUCGACCGGAGAGGAUGUCUUCUACAACGAACAGACAAUUUUUGUGCGCGGUAGUGGUGGGUUUGGUGGUUCGAGUACAAGUCGAGACCGUGGGCGGGCGACAGCACCCAACAAGGUUCCGUCACGAGCUCCUGAUGCCGUCAAGACCGAAAAGACGUCGGCGAGAGCGGCAGCACUCUACAGGCUCUCGGCGGAUCUCAAUCCAUUACACAUCGACCCGGAGACAGCGCAAGGGGGAGGCUUUGACAAACCCAUUCUGCACGGCUUGUGCUCUUUCGGUAUCUCAGCAAAGCACAUCUACACAACUUACGGCCCCUUCCGCAACAUCAAGGCACGUUUCUCCGGCGUGACGAUACCCGGGCAGACCUUGAAGACGUCCAUGUGGAAAGAAGGUCGUACUAUCAUCUUCACAACUUCGAUAGUCGAAACUGGACAAGUCGUACUGUCUGUGGCGGCGGUAGAGCUUCUGGGUGCAACAGCUCGUAUGUAA